Molecule: messenger RNA, 1696 nt
Organism: Stegodyphus dumicola
Lineage: Eukaryota; Metazoa; Arthropoda; Arachnida; Araneae; Eresidae
Biological process (GO): cobalamin transport
Molecular function (GO): cobalamin binding; protein binding
Source: RefSeq, a predicted model, not a curated record
UUUAAUUAAGUAAAUAAUAAAGAGUUCCUUGUGCCAUAGCUCUUAGUCUGUGCUUACUUGGUGGUGGAAGUUUAUCCAUAGGAAUGAGUCCGUCAGUUGUUUUAAUUUGCGUGCUUUCGUUUUCUUGUAUCGGAAAAUUGACUGCUCUUCAUGACGUAGAACCAUGUUCUCCUGACCAUCUGUUGCCAUGCGAUAACGGUAAAUGUGUGAAUGUAUUUCAAUGGUGCGAUAAUUAUACUGAUUGUGAAGAUGGUUCUGAUGAAGCAUAUUGCCGUGAUGAAACUGAAGCUGGUGCCUCGGAGUUAAGCCUCAGACCAACGGUACUAGUUGUUCGUCCUCAUGUUGACCUUCUUCCUGAAAUUCAAAGAGCUGUUCGGGCUGCUGUGAAUUGGCUGUUAAGACAACGUAAGCAGGACUUCAGCUGGGGAUCUUCCACCUCCCGCGCGAUUGUGGCUCUCAGUCUAGCGGAUGAAGUGAUACAGGUCGAGCCACAGGAAUUGCAAUUAAUGAAGAAACAGCUAAAUAUUUUACUUAGUAUAGAGCUUAUGAAAAAUGAGAAAAACAGGAAAUUGAGCCUUGGACGUCUUGCACAGUAUAUAAAUGCUUUGUACGCAACAUGCCAAGAUCCUCGUUAUUUUCAAGGUAUAAAUUUGAUUAAGAAACUGCGAUCCGAUACUAGGCUUGCAAGAGCAAAGAACGAUUUCAGUUUACCUAUUGUUUUUCUUACUCUCUGCCUUGCUGAGGAAUGUGAAGAAAAAGAUCUGGACUCUCUAGUCGGCAUUUUGAAGAUGAAUGGGGAUAAAUUAGAUUUAAAAUCCAUCUCUUUGAUGGCCAUGUCGUGCAUAACAGAACUGCAUGGCUUUAGACAUCGUAGAUCCGAAUUCCUUCAUUACUUAAGGGAUUUCCAAUAUAAACUGGAAGCUAUUGCUGUAAAUGAUAUCUACACAAGAGCUCUCAUUCUCCAGGCAUUACUUUCUGGCGACAAAAAUAGUUACGAUUCUUCCAUUAUAAAUUCAACUUCUCUCUUAAGACUGCAACGGGAAGAUGGUUCUUUUGGAGACAUAUUGGCUACUUACUAUGUAAUUCCUGCUUUAUUGAAUGAAAAUUUGCAGUCAUUAAAACACAGGAAAUGUGAGCAUGAGGAUGUAGUUGGAGAUGAUUUCCUAGGAAGCUAUGCAGAGGACUCUGGACCUGUUAUUAAAAUAACCUAUUCACUAUGGAUCGAAAACGGGAAUGAUGUAGAUGUUCAUUCAAUGGAAAUCGAAUUUAAAGGAAAUAAAAGCUUUUAUGACAUAAUGAAGAUGGCAAAGAAAAGGAAUCACCUCUACAGAUUUCUUUUCUACGAAAGUGAUGAUACUAAAGCUGUUUACAGCAUUGCCGGAAUUCCUGAUGAUCCUGAAAAAGGAAAGUAUUGGGUGCUAUACGUUAGCAACGCAAGUGUGAUAACUAAGAAUAAGAAACAUCUUCAAAAAAUUACCAAAGGAAUAGAUAAGACAUUUCCUUCCAACAAUAAUCAUUUUGUGUUCUGGUGGAAGUCAGCACAACCAUGAAAAUUAAUUUUUAAAGAAAUGGACUCAAGAACGUUCCCUUACUGUUGAUUUUUUAUUUGCGCAGAAUAAAUUGUUGAUUCUAUUUUUAUUUUAAAAAUUAGGACAGGCUUCCUAUGUAUAUAAAUAAAAUUCAAUGUUGAAAUUGU